Messenger RNA from Cyclocybe aegerita, 585 nucleotides. The record is from the annotation of a GenBank genome assembly. Lineage: Eukaryota; Fungi; Basidiomycota; Agaricomycetes; Agaricales; Hemipholiotaceae.
AUGGCGUACAACAUUACACACGACAAUAAUCUUAUCGCAAUGGCUUUCGGACCUGGGCUACAGAAUCCCCCUGCAUUUAGCAUAGGAAUAGACGUCAUGAAGGUCAGAAUACCGGGUCGAGAGUCCCUUGAGUCCUUUAUCACGACCAUGGGCGAACAAGUAGGGCCCAGUCGGCAUUUGUGGGACAAGUCGCUGAUACAUGUCCAGCUAACCCAACGCGAACACAGUCAGUUGAGAUCCACAGUACCCGACUCGGAGCGAAUCAAGGUGUUCUUCUGGAUGUGGACACUAAAGGAAGCAUACACCAAAGCUCUCGGGCUUGGCCUAGGGUUUGAUUUCAAAAGGGUAGAGUUUGACAUGUCGAAUCGGGUUGUGCGAAUCGAUGGGGCCGAACCAAUGGGAUGGCGAUUCAGGAUGUUCACCCUUAUGGAUGGAGAAGAUCUUUACGAAGGAGUAAUUGCUGAAUACUUGGGAGGUGGUACUCACACGGAGGUGAUCGUCGAAACCGAGCAACCCAAUUGGCUCAAGAUAUACAGCGCAGUCACGUUCACUGAAAACGCUAUAGAGACAUUGAAAGCAGAGUAG